AUGUCUACUGUCCCAAGUGUUCAAACUUUCGGUAAGAAGAAGUCUGCCACUGCCGUCGCACACGUUAAGGCCGGUAAGGGUUUGAUCAAGGUCAACGGUUCCCCAAUCACCUUGGUGGAGCCGGAAAUCUUGAGAUUCAAGGUUUACGAGCCACUUUUGUUGGUCGGUUUGGAUAAGUUCGCCAACAUCGACAUCAGAGUCAGAGUCACCGGUGGUGGUCACGUUUCUCAAGUGUACGCCAUCAGACAAGCCAUUGCUAAGGGAUUGGUAGCUUACCACCAAAAAUUCGUUGACGAACAAUCCAAGAACGAAUUGAAGAAGAUCUUCACCUCUUACGACAGAACUUUGUUGAUUGCUGAUGCCAGAAGACCAGAGCCAAAGAAAUUCGGUGGUAAGGGUGCUCGUGCUAGAUUCCAAAAGUCCUACCGUUAA
Messenger RNA from Lachancea mirantina, 432 nucleotides. NCBI's taxonomy places the organism in Eukaryota, Fungi, Ascomycota, Saccharomycetes, Saccharomycetales, Saccharomycetaceae. The record is from the annotation of a GenBank genome assembly.